Arachis duranensis is the source of this 2276-nucleotide messenger RNA. Its product is annotated as zeta-carotene desaturase, chloroplastic/chromoplastic. Gene Ontology annotation, biological process: carotenoid biosynthetic process. The record is from RefSeq and is a predicted model, not a curated record. Bases 411 to 2114 code for a protein of 567 amino acids. The transcript has 14 exons. Lineage: Eukaryota; Viridiplantae; Streptophyta; Magnoliopsida; Fabales; Fabaceae. Gene Ontology annotation, molecular function: 9,9'-di-cis-zeta-carotene desaturase activity.
UAACGAGGCUUUGUUGGUUCAUUAUCCACCCACCACUAAAAUGGAAUUGCCAUUGUCCCUUGUGACUCACUCAGUGCCACCUCCAUUUCCCCUUUCUUAAUAAAUAAUUUUAUUUUAUUAUCAUCCUCAAACAAUUCCGAGUGGUUACAACGCAAAUUCUAAUCCCUUCAACUACCGGACAAAUUCACCAAUUUCAGCAUCUCUUCCCAACCCAACUUACUCAGAUACCUCUCUCUCUCUCUCUCUCUAAUGCGUUCCAUGCUCCUCCAAUUUAUUACGCCCUCUUUUUCAGACCCAUAUAAUAAUAAUAAUAAUAAUAAUAAUAAUAAUAAUAAUAAUACAUAUACUUAGUACACUACGAACCGCAACCGCAUCCUUCAUAGUAGUUUCUUGUUUCUUCAGACAAAGGUAUGGCUUCUUUGAUUCAGUGUCCGGCAACUUCUUUCUCUGGAACUCGUUUCAACAAGGCACUCAAGUCUCGUGUUCGUUGCUCCUUAGACUCUAAUGUCUCCGACAUGAGCGUCAACGCGCCGAAAGGGCUGUUUCCGCCGGAGCCGGGACAUUAUCGAGGACCAAAGCUGAAAGUUGCCAUCAUUGGGGCUGGGCUUGCUGGCAUGUCAACUGCAGUAGAACUCUUGGAUCAAGGACACGAGGUUCAGCUCCUUUAUUCUUUAAUAUCACACUUCCUCCAUUUCAUAUUUUAUAUGUCAUUUUUAAUUUUGGAUCAUUAUAAAUAUAUAUUGGUCUCAUGCUUAUUUUCAAUUAUGUUUUCUAUUCUUUUCCGAUUGAUGAAAAAGGUGGGUGCAGAUAACAAUCUACUUGUAAAGGAUCACACUCACACUUUUGUGAACAAAGGGGGUCAAAUAGGAGAACUAGAUUUUCGCUUCCCAGUGGGAGCGCCAUUGCAUGGGAUAAACGCUUUUUUGUCCACAAAUCAGCUUAAGACUUAUGAUAAGGCUAGAAAUGCUGUGGCUCUCGCACUGAGUCCAGUUGUCAAAGCUCUUAUUAAUCCAGAUGCUGCAUUGAGGGACAUAAGGAAUUUGGAUAGUAUUAGCUUUUCAGACUGGUUUAUAUCCAAAGGUGGCACACGAAUGAGUAUUCAAAGGAUGUGGGAUCCAGUGGCCUAUGCUCUUGGAUUUAUUGACUGUGAUAAUAUCAGUGCACGUUGCAUGCUCACCAUAUUUGCCUUGUUUGCCACAAAGACUGAGGCCUCCCUUUUGCGAAUGCUGAAGGGUUCACCGGAUGUUUAUUUGAGUGGCCCUAUCCGAAAGUACAUUACAGAUAGAGGGGGCAGGUUCCAUCUUAGAUGGGGUUGCAGAGAAAUACUUUAUAAUAGGUCUUCUGAUGGUAGUACUUAUGUUACAGGACUUGCCAUGUCAAAGGCUACUGCCAAACAAAUCGUGCAUGCUGAUGCUUACGUUGCUGCUUGUGAUGUUCCCGGAAUUAAAAGAUUAAUUCCUUUGGAGUGGAGGGAACAGAAGUUUUUCAGUAACAUAUACGAGCUUGUUGGAGUUCCUGUCGUCACAGUGCAACUCAGAUACAACGGCUGGGUUACAGAGUUGCAGGAUCUUGAAAAAUCAAGGCAACUGAAGCAAGCUCUUGGGCUAGAUAACCUUCUCUAUACUCCGGAUGCAGAUUUUUCGUGCUUUGCAGAUCUUGCACUAACAUCUCCUGAAGAUUAUUACAUUGAAGGACAAGGAUCGUUAUUACAAUGUGUUCUGACACCAGGUGAUCCGUACAUGCCCUUACCGAAUGAUGAAAUUAUUUCAAGGGUAGCAAAACAGGUUCUAGUACUAUUUCCAUCGGCUCAAGGCUUAGAAGUAACCUGGUCAUCUGUUGUUAAAAUUGGGCAAUCUCUAUACCGCGAGGGACCUGGUAAAGAUCCAUUCAGACCUGAUCAGAAGACACCGGUGAAGAAUUUCUUUCUCGCCGGCUCUUACACCAAACAGGACUACAUAGACAGCAUGGAAGGUGCAACCUUGUCAGGUAGACAAGCUUCAGCAUAUAUCUGUGACACCGGCGAAGAAUUGGUGGAUCUGCGGAAGGUGCUCGCUACCGAGUUUAAAGAUGAGAUAAAAUUUGCAAACAUAAAAGAUGAAUUGAGCUUAGUAUAAGAUACAUUUUCGUCCAAGUUAGCCACAUUGAAAAGCAGAAAGCUUGUUAUUUAUGCAACUUUUUUAUAAUAUGUAUAUUCAGUUGAAAGGUAAUUAAAGAAUGUGUGUUUCAGCAAGUAGUGCUUGAUAGUAAUUGUGAAAUCUGAUUCAGGCUUCCAUAAA